AUGGGAGACCGCACGCCGCGCUCGGCCGAGGGAGUGGGGGGAGCAAGGAAGUUUGCUCUACACGCGGGGGUUGUGGGCCGACGGAGAUCCAAGUCGUCUCCGCCGCAUCCACGGAAACCACAGGCUGCGUACUUGGCGGCAUUCAUCCUCCUAUGGAAGCUGAAUAACGAACUAGUUCUGUUCUCAUGGAAUGUCAUUGGCGAUGACAUUAUCCGCUACCUGAAAUCUGGUGCUUUGCUAAUUGCCAAGACCAUCGCUGUAAUCCUUCCAUUAUGGCUGUCGACAUCCCUGGCCGCAAGACAAGGGCCUGUUCCAAUGGCUGGCUAUGAGAUAAGCCUGCAAGUCUGGCUAACAAUUUCUCUACUUAAUGAUGCACUGGCUCUUGCUGGUCAGGCUCUACUUGCAAGUGAAUAUGCGAAAGGGAACUACAAGCAGGCCCGCUUGGUUUUGUACAGAGUUCUGCAGAUUGGAGGUGUCACUGGUCUUGCACUUGCUGCGACCUUGUUCCUUGGGUUUGGAUAUUUGACCUUGCUAUUUAUAGAUGAUCCAGCAGUUCUAGAUAUUGCGCAGUAUGGAGUCUGGUUUGUCACUAUUACUCAGCCGAUAAAUGCUAUUGCUUUUGUGUUUGAUGGGCUCUACUACGGUGUUUCUGACUUCGGCUAUGCCACAUACUCCACGCUUUUUGCCGGGGUCGUCUCCUCAUCCUUCCUCCUUGUCGUUGCUCCGAGCUUUGGUCUUGGUGGUGGAUGGGCUGGUCUUACUCUUUUUAUGGAUCUGCGAGCAAUUGCCGGGUUCUGGAGGUAAUUCCCUUGCUCUUGU
Molecule: messenger RNA, 819 nt
Organism: Hordeum vulgare subsp. vulgare (domesticated barley)
Lineage: Eukaryota; Viridiplantae; Streptophyta; Magnoliopsida; Poales; Poaceae
Product: protein DETOXIFICATION 44, chloroplastic-like
Exons: 7
Coding region: 1-804 (267 amino acids)
Biological process (GO): transmembrane transport
Cellular component (GO): membrane
Molecular function (GO): antiporter activity; xenobiotic transmembrane transporter activity
Source: RefSeq, a predicted model, not a curated record